Molecule: messenger RNA, 1908 nt
Organism: Coregonus clupeaformis (lake whitefish)
Lineage: Eukaryota; Metazoa; Chordata; Actinopteri; Salmoniformes; Salmonidae
Gene: hhatla
Product: hedgehog acyltransferase like, a
Exons: 12
Coding region: 264-1829 (521 amino acids)
Biological process (GO): negative regulation of N-terminal protein palmitoylation
Cellular component (GO): endoplasmic reticulum
Molecular function (GO): acyltransferase activity
Source: RefSeq, a predicted model, not a curated record
UCCCUCCGGCGUCUUAGUUUGCAAAAUCCUCAACUGCUUCGGCUGGCUAUCACAGGGGGUACGGCACCGGCGUUACCAAAAGCAGGGACGGAUGAAUUAGAAAAACAAAACGCCUUACCAACCCAAUCCCCUUUUACUUAUUAUUUUUGGGCAUUUUUGGGGAGAGGGACAGCAAUAAACCUUGUAUCCUGUCCCGUGGCUGACUGACAGUGAGAAGCGGAUAGAAAGGUCCCCUGUGUGUGUUUGGUGCUAGAGAAUUCACCAUGGGGCUCAAGGCAGCCCUUCCUAAGCUGGAGCUGUACCUCUAUACAGCGGUUCUCUACCUGUCUCUGCUGUGGGCCGGCACCUGGAUCUGGGAUGCCUCCUCUGACAAUGUGAACAGGAAGGUGUUCAAGAAGAGCGUGAAACCAGGUUGGCACUACUUUGGCAGGAAAAUGGACGUUGCUGAUUUUGAAUGGGUGAUGUGGUUCACAACAUUCCGCAAUCACAUCCUAUUCGCCCUCGCCGGUCAUGUGAUCUUUGCCAAAGUCUGCUCCCUGAUAUCUCCCCGGCACAGGUCGUUGGUCUAUGGGUUGUACGGUGGACUGACGGUGCUGGUCAGUAUGGGCGGGGGCUUCCUGGCUCUCGUCCUAUCACACUGCUUCAUCCUCUACAGCGUGGCCCUGGUCAAGAGGAAGUGGAUUGUCUUCGUCGCCGGUCUCGCCAGCCUGGCCACCUUCAAGAUGGAACCGUUUAACACCUGGCAGGAAGGUUUUGUGACGGGCUACUUCGACCUGCAAGACAUCCUGUUCUACGGAGGAUCCUGUUUCACCAUCAUGCGCUGUAUGAGCUUUGCUCUGGAGAACUGUGAGAAGAAGGACGGCAACUACAGCUUCGCUGACCUGCUCAAGUACAACUUCUACCUUCCAUUCUUCUACUUUGGACCCAUCCAGACUUUCGAUCAGUACCACGUCCAGGCCAACAACCCUAACCUGACCCGUAAGCAGAGAGAGAUGUGGAACAUUACCACCAGGGCUUUGUUGCACCUGGGAGCCAUUUUGGUGGUGGACGUGUUCUUCCACUACCUGUACAUCCUGACCAUCCCCAACGACAUGAAGCUGGUCAAGCAGCUGUCCGACUGGUCCCUGGCUGGUCUGGCCUACUCUAACCUGGUGUAUGACUGGGUGAAGGCAGCGGUGAUGUUCGGGGUGAUCAACACUGUGGCCAGACUGGAUCAUCUGGAUCCUCCUCAGCCUCCCAAGUGUAUCACCAUGCUCUACGUGUUCGCUGAGACGCACUUUGACAGAGGCAUCAACGACUGGCUGUGCAAGUAUGUUUACGACUACAUUGGAGGAAGCCACACAAAUGUCUUCAAGGAGCUGGUGGCGACCAUCUGUACGUUUGUUGUGACCACUUUGUGGCUGGGUCCAUGUGAGCUGGUCUACAUCUGGUCGUUCUUCAACUGCUUUGGUCUCAACCUGGAGCUCUGGGUAGACAAGUUCUUCUCCAUACCUCCCUUCUCCAACAUCGAGUAUGCCAUAGGUGAGGCUAUGUCUCGUAGGAUCAGAGCCAUCUUCGGCGCCCUAAACUUCUGGACCAUCAUCCUCUACAACAUCCUGGCUCUCAACAGUCUGGAGUUCGCCAAGCUGGUGGGAAAAAGACUGAUCGUUCAAGGUUUCCCUCUGUCCACCCUGUCUGUACUGUUUGUGACCUACUGUGGUGUUCAGCUGGUGAAGGAGAGGGAGAGGAAGCAAGCCCUUUUGGAAGACCCCGAGCCAGCGGCUGUGCCCCCUACACCUAAAGACAUGCCCCCCAAGCCUGAGGAGGUCGGCAAAAAUAAAGUUGAGUAAACGCACAAACGAGGAAAAACUUCAUUUUGUUUUUUGAGGACCUGGUUUUCACGUCAACAGUCAACAACGCCCCCCCCGC